Fusarium odoratissimum NRRL 54006 is the source of this 2043-nucleotide messenger RNA. RefSeq lists its product as uncharacterized. The record is from RefSeq and is a predicted model, not a curated record. Gene Ontology annotation, cellular component: plasma membrane. NCBI's taxonomy places the organism in Eukaryota, Fungi, Ascomycota, Sordariomycetes, Hypocreales, Nectriaceae. Gene Ontology annotation, molecular function: ferric-chelate reductase activity. The transcript has 2 exons. Gene Ontology annotation, biological process: intracellular iron ion homeostasis; copper ion import; iron ion transport. The coding region runs from base 1 to 2043 and encodes 680 amino acids.
AUGAGAAUUCUUCUAGUAGCUCUGCUGUCAUUGCUGGCGAGCAGUGCCAAUGCCUACAAGACAGGCCUCAUGGGCUAUGGCCAGUCGUGGUAUGAUCCUCCCUGCGCCUACGCCUGUCGGGCCGUAAUCGGCAACGCACCUCUUGACUGUCCAUCAAUGGCCCACGGUAGCAUGGGCACAAGCGAACACCCACAUGGCGGCUCACCACUAGCGCCCUGCAUCGCAACCAACAGCGACUUUCUACGCACUCUUGCAUACUGCCUCAACACUCGCUGCGCAGAUGUCUCACCCUCGAAACUUGAAUCAUACUGGGCUGGCCAAGCUACUGGGGAAAAGUCUGUGUCUGCUAAAUGGACCUAUGGUGCUGUGCUUGCGAAUGUGACAGCGCCUCCGAAGAGGACGUAUAUCGCGGGCGAUACGCUGAACUACACGGCGCUCAUCGCAGAUGCUGAUUAUCAGUAUCAGUAUGACUUCAAUGUCUUCUUUGACUGGGAGGAGGCUGUUCAAUCCACCUACGUGAUCAUUUUGAUCUCAAUUGGUGUAGCAACACCAGUCUUCUUCUCGGCUCUUGGCUACCUUCCCUUCAUGAACCGAGCCAUAGAUGAGAUCAGACCAUAUCUCAUCUACCCAUCAACCUUUCGAGGCUACAACGUACGCCAUCUUCCGUACCUUCUUGGUAACGCGCCAACGAUCGGUCAAGGGCUUUGGAUCGCCAUGUUUGUCAUCCUCAAUAUCAUCCUCGGCGCUGUCUCGUACAAGAACUUCGCAUACCCCCAUCCCUGGGGCUUCACCAAGUCAGCCGAGCUACUAGCAUACGUCGGCUAUCGAACAGGCCAUAUCUCGUUUGCCCUGCUACCACUCACCGUGCUGUUCUCUUCGCGCAACAAUAUCCUUUUAUGGAUCACCGAUUGGCCGUUCUCGACCUUUCUGGUCCUUCACCGCUGGGUAGCUCGCCUUUGCGUCCUUCAUGCGAUCGUUCACUCCAUCACCCUCCUCGCCGCUUACAUCAGCCUCGGGACGUACUACACGGACGUACACAACCCUUAUUGGAUCUGGGGUAUUGUUGGAACACUAUGUCUAGUAGUCCUUCUGGUCCAGAGCGUUCUUUGGUUCCGCCGUGCUUCAUAUGAAGUAUUCCUCAUCCUACAUAUUGUCCUCGCCGUUUUUGUUAUCGUUGGCUGUUGGUACCAUAUCUACUUCUGGAAGCCAUUCUCUGGAGUUUACGAAUUGUGGAUAUACAUGGUAUGCGCCGUAUGGUUCUUUGAUCGGCUCUUUCGCGUGCUACGCGUUGCGAAGAACAGCGUCCGCCGAGCCAGUGUCGUCGAGCUGUCUGAUGAAAUCGUCCGCCUAGAUAUCUCUGGUGUCAGAUGGCUAUCCACCCCAGGUCACCAUGCCUACAUCUACUUCCCUACACUGCAGCCCUUUCGCCCGUGGCAGAAUCAUCCUUUCUCAAUCACCAAUACUGCCUUACUACAGGAGGCGUUUGCAGCAGAAUUGUCGCAUUCGGGUGACGUCGAGAUGAGCCAAAAGAUCCCUCAAGUUGCCAUAGCACAGAGCUUUAAAGGCACUGAUAGCAUUUCCCUCUACAUAAAAAAGCACAGUGGCACAACGCGUCUAUUACGAAAACGCCCAAGCCUUCCUGUGCUGCUUGAGGGGCCUUAUCGCGGUAACCUUGGUCGUGAUGUGCUCAAGUGCGACAGAGUACUCCUCAUUGGUGGUGGAAUUGGUAUAACUGGUCUCCUCUCCUGGACCCGAGCACAUAUGAACGUGAAGCUGGCGUGGAGUCUGAAGGAGUCGUCCAGGCCACUUUUGCAAGAUCUCGAGCCAGCACUAAGCGAGGUGGCAGAUAAGGUCGUGUUGGUUGCUGAACGUUUGGAUGUUAAAGCGCUUCUACACCAGGAGGUUGGGGCAGGAUGGAAGAGAAUCGGUGUUAUUGUUUGCGGUCCAGCUGGCCUUUGCGAUGAUACUCGUGCAGCUGUGGUGAGCCUUGGAAAGACGGGCGGGGCGGUAUUUGAGUUAGAAGUUGACACCUUCAGGUGGUGA